AUGCGCUUGUUAAUAGCAUUCUUUUCGCUCUUCUCGCUGGCGUACGCCCAGUUUGGCUUCUUUGACCAAAUGUUUGGCCAACAGGAGCAGCAUCACGGCGGGCAUCACCACCACCAGCAACAAAACAAUCCGAGCGACGCUUCACAGUACCACGCACGCUACGAGGCUUCCGUCUGCGACAACUAUCUGUGCCCCGAUUCGCUCGCGUGCGUACAUUUUCCACACCACUGCCCUUGCAUCUGGGAUCAGAACGAGGAAAAAUUCGAACUCGGCGAUGGAAGUCGUCUCUGCGUCUCCAAAGGCGGCUUCAAGGACGGCGAGGCGGCGCGCAAGGUCGAGCUGGCGCGCAAAGGUCUCCUGUAG
Cordyceps militaris CM01 is the source of this 363-nucleotide messenger RNA. RefSeq lists its product as uncharacterized. Bases 1 to 363 code for a protein of 120 amino acids. The record is from RefSeq and is a predicted model, not a curated record. Lineage: Eukaryota; Fungi; Ascomycota; Sordariomycetes; Hypocreales; Cordycipitaceae. The transcript has 2 exons.